AUGGAGGAAGAGCUCAAGAACUUCAUUAAGGUUUGGGUUUUAGCAAUAAUCUCCAUAUCUUAUUGUUACUACUCAUCAACCAAGAUAAAACCUGGAGUCUUUAGAUUACUCUCUGUUCUUCCUGUUUGUGCUUUGUUUCUUGUUCUUCCUCUGUUUUUCUCCUCUGUUCAUCUCUCUGGUAUCAUUGCGUUUUUCAUCUCGUUUCUAGCUAACUUCAAGCUCAUACUGUUUUCCUUUAAUCAAGGUCCUCUUGUCCCAACCCCACCUAGUCUCACCUUAUUCAUCUGCUUUACUUGCUUCCCAAGCAACAACACUCGUGAAAACCCUAAGUACAAGAAUCAUUUGCCUAAAUGGGUGUUCGCUUUUAAACUUGUGAUCUUUGAUGGUUUGUUAUAUGUCUACUAUCAAUAUUACAAAACCAUUCCACAUCCGUUUGUGCUAUGGUGUCUCCAUUCUCUGCAUAUCUACUUAGAGAUAGAGAUCGUUUUGAUGAUUGUCAAAGUUGCUGUCUCCAUCAUUUUUGGUUGCGACCUCGAGCCACAUUGCAACGAACCAUACUUAGCCACGUCUCUUCAAGACUUCUGGGGUCGCAGGUGGAACCUCAUGGUUCCGGAGAUUCUCCGACAAGCUGUUUACACUCCAAUAUGCGGGGUAGUCUCUAAGAGGAAACUGAACUCAGAGUUGUCUCUGUUUCUAGGAUUCUUGGUCACGUUUGUAGUGUCUGGCGCAGUUCAUGAGCUUAUGUUGUUCUAUUUAACACGUGAGUUGCGUACAGGAGAAGUUACUAUGUUCUUCGUUUUACAUGGAGUUUGUACUGCGGCUGAGGUGGUGGUUGAGAAGAAGUUUGCGCGGCGGCUGUGGAGGAUGAGUACGGUGUUGUCGCGGUUGCUUACGGUGGGGUUUGUGGUUGUGACGGGUGGUUUGUGGUUUUUUCCUCGGCUUAUAAGGAAGGGCAUGAUCGAGGGACUUGCUAACGAGGUUUUGUUUGUCAACAAUCUAACCGGACUAAUCCGAUCAGGCUUUUUGAUUGAUCUAUCUUAAGUGGGGAGGGGGG
This is a messenger RNA of Eruca vesicaria subsp. sativa (arugula), 1054 nucleotides long. The record is from the annotation of a GenBank genome assembly. Lineage: Eukaryota; Viridiplantae; Streptophyta; Magnoliopsida; Brassicales; Brassicaceae.